Molecule: messenger RNA, 803 nt
Organism: Drosophila miranda
Lineage: Eukaryota; Metazoa; Arthropoda; Insecta; Diptera; Drosophilidae
Product: glycogenin-1-like
Exons: 3
Coding region: 117-803 (228 amino acids)
Cellular component (GO): cytoplasm
Molecular function (GO): glycosyltransferase activity
Source: RefSeq, a predicted model, not a curated record
UGACGCUGACGACAAAUGACACGUACUCCCUGGGUGCCCUGGUGCUGGCCCACUCCCUGAAGCGGGCCGGGACCCACCAGCUGGCCGUGCUGGUGACGCCCACCGUGUCGGAGGCGAUGCGCGACAGACUUAAGGACGUGUACAAUGUUGUACAAGAGGUGAAUGUGCUGGACUCACAGGAUGCGGCGAACUUGGCCCUGCUCUCCCGCCCGGAACUGGGCGUGACGUUCACAAAACUGCACUGCUGGCGUCUGGUGCAGUUCGAGAAGUGUGUCUUCCUCGAUGCAGAUACCUUGGUAAGAUCCUCUUCGCUGAAGGUCCUGCAAAAUGUCGAUGAGCUCUUCGAGCGCGAGGAACUCUCGGCUGCUCCGGAUGUCAGCUGGCCCGAUUGCUUCAACUCCAGCGUGUUCGUGUUCAGACCCAGCCUGGAUACCUUCGGCAAGAUCACAGAGUUCGCCAUAAAGAACGGCAGCUUCGACGGCGGUGACCAGGGCCUGCUGAAUCAGUUCAUCGCGGACUGGGCGACGGCGGACAUCAAGAAGCAUUUGCCAUUCGUCUACAAUGUGAUGGCCUAUGCCUCCUACUGCUAUCUGCCCGCCUUCAAACAGUUCAGAGAUAAGAUUAAGAUUUUGCAUUUCGCCGGCAAGCUGAAGCACUGGCUGAUCCAGUUCAACUCUGAGACGAAGACGGCCGCCGUGUCCUCGAACUAUGCCCACGCCCAGGACCUUAUCCAGCUCUGGUGGAACAUCUUCUGUGAUACUGUGAUGCAGUCCCUGUCCAGCGUAAUGACAACGGAACUAUAA